Cebus imitator (Panamanian white-faced capuchin) is the source of this 1186-nucleotide messenger RNA. RefSeq lists its product as uncharacterized. Lineage: Eukaryota; Metazoa; Chordata; Mammalia; Primates; Cebidae. The transcript has a single exon. The coding region runs from base 20 to 376 and encodes 118 amino acids. The record is from RefSeq and is a predicted model, not a curated record.
CCCCGCGGGGGAGCCGGAGAUGGACUGGCGACCCCGAGAUGGGCGGGCGACCCCACUGAGUGGAGCCGACUCUCAACGGGGAAAUCGAGAGCAGGCCGCGGGGCGGAGCCUUUCUCGAGAUCAUCGCGGGAACAGCGACCCCUUGAGGAUUGCGGCGGCGCGGCCCCGGGGCGCGCCGGGAGCUCCGCCCGCCUUCUGUGGAGGGAGCGGCCAGGGGGAGCCGCAGGGUCUCGGCCCCGCUGUAAGGUUGCACUUAACCUCUGAGAACCCAGAGCAAACAGGACCCCUAUUUCCGUUUUUAAGAGUAAAUUUGGGAGUUACAGCACGGAAUUACAAUAUGUGUGACAUUAGAACCCACAGGCCCCGGUCACAGUAAGGCACCGCGCGACGCACUGGUCCGCGAGGCCUGGAUGCCGGUCAGCGAACGUUUGAGGAACAGGGUUGGAUUUCCUGUCCCCCACCGAGCUGGUUGCUCAUUCAUUCAGCGUAAUUGAAUACCUACUGUGUGCCAGGCACUGAAUCAAGUGUCGGAGCUAGUACGCUGAAUAAGACAAUGUCCUGCCCUCAAGCUCCGGGCCGGUUACUUGACAACCUUCGGGGACCUUAACACUACGUGCCUACUGUGUGAAAGCAAAGUGCCAUGUGGAGGACGCAAAGACCGCGAGCGACACAGGACAGCCCUUAACAAUUCAGCGAGACUAAUUUUAAUAACAAAUGAGGUAUGAUGUGACAUGCGUUCCAAAUCCUUCCAUUCUAAGUAACUUCUUCAGCAGCCUUCGCGAUACAGCCUCUGCUCGGAAGGAAUUAAAACAGGUACAAGCAUGGAAGGAGAUAUUACUAUCACAUUUUAAGAAUAAGAAAAUGCUCUCUGUAUGUUUUGUGUGAUUGGGCAGCAGGCAAUGAAAUGAGCUCACAUUCAGGCUUCCGUGUUUUACUGAAACAGCAGUCACAGAUCCAAUAGAUGGUAAAGGUUGAAAGACGAGUGCAGUAAAAGCAUUUAAAGACAAGAAGAAAACAUGUUAAUAUUUGUGUUGUUUCAUUCUUUGUUGUGGUGACAGAAACAGCCCUCUCUUUCUAAGGUAACUCCAAUAUAAUGGACUCUCCCAGCUUUGAAAUACUCCAUGUUUCCUUCAUUUUACAGAAAUAAGGAAAGAUAUAUAUAAUCAAAAAUCCUGUAUCUUAUUUA